Fraxinus pennsylvanica is the source of this 414-nucleotide messenger RNA. The record is from the annotation of a GenBank genome assembly. Lineage: Eukaryota; Viridiplantae; Streptophyta; Magnoliopsida; Lamiales; Oleaceae.
AUGGAAGACCAUAAGGGGCAGAAAGAAGUAAAAUAUCGUGGCAUUCGCAGGAGGCCGUGGGGGAAAUACGCGGCUGAAAUACGCGAUCCUAGCAGAAAUGGCGCGCGUUUGUGGCUAGGUACGUUCGAGACGGCAGAAGAGGCUGCAAGGGCCUAUGAUAGAGCUGCAUAUGCUUUGAGGGGUCAUCAAGCAAUUCUCAACUUUCCAAACGAUGACCAUUAUAGAAGUGCAGGCCUGCCUCCAUCUAUUAGUUAUUCAUCGUCUUCUACAUCUUCAUCUUCGUCUUCAUCAGCUCCUCCUAGUGAUAGGAAUUUAGCAGUGGAGGGAUCGUCGAAAGGGCACGAUGAACAGGUAAUCGAGUUUGAAUAUUUGGAUAAUAAGCUGCUGGAAGAUCUUCUUGAGAGACACAAGUGA